UUACAAAAUUGUGCUUACAAAUUGUGUUUAGAUUGGGCAACUCCUACGACCUCAACCUAUAAUGAAGCUGAGUCCACUUACUUACUUAGGGUCGCCCACCUAAACUUUGGCUCAACUAUGUAUCCUUAAGAAAUCGAAGCCUCACCCCUCCCCUCCACACUUUUAAUUUUCUAUUCCCUAACCCAUUAAAUCUAUUCUCUCUCCCAAGUCUCGGCGGUCGCCGUGUCGCCGUCGCCGUCACCAUCGCUGCCGUUCCACUUCUCUCUCUCUCUUCUGUUCUCCCAUCUCCUUCUCAAUCCUCUAUCUCGACUCUUCUCCACAGAGAUUUUUUUUGUUCGAACCACACCGAGACCUUCUUCAGCUGCGAAGUUUCCUGAGGUGAAACAGAAGGAUGAGGAAGCUAAAGUUUCACGAGCAGAAGCUUUUGAAGAAGGUUAACUUCUUGGAAUGGAAGAGAGAAGGAGGUCACAGAGAAGCCCAAGUAAUGCAUCGCUAUCACAUUACUGGACGGGAUGAUUACAAGAAGUAUUCGAGCUUGUGCCGUGGUGUUCAGAAGCUGGUCACAAUGCUGAAGAAGAUGAACGAGAAAGACCCUUUUCGAUUGGAAUUGACCGAGAAGCUCCUCGAAAAGCUGUACAAUAUGGGUGUGAUACCAACCCGACAGAGCUUGAAUUUAUGUGAUCGCCUGUCAGUGUCAUCCUUUUGCAGACGGAGGCUAUCGACAGUGUUGGUACGUUUGAAGUUUGCCGAGCAUUUGAGGGAAGCAGUUACAUACAUUGAACAAGGGCACAUUAGAGUUGGUCCGGAGACAGUAACUGAUCCUGCAUUUCUAGUUACGAGAAAUAUGGAGGACUUCAUAACAUGGGUUGAUUCAUCAAAGAUAAAGAGAAAGGUUCUACAAUACAAUGAUCAGUUGGAUGAUUACGAUGCUAUUAACUGUUGAGAUACUGUCCACGUUUUGUUUCUUUUUCAUUAUUUCAUCUUUGUAUGAAUCUUUUCUCUGGUACUCUUAUCGAAAUGGCUAUUUAAGGUAGCGUAAGUUUUGCCCUUUCUUUUCUAAUCAAUAUAUAUAAUUUUGCAUCA
Cucumis melo (muskmelon) is the source of this 1083-nucleotide messenger RNA. RefSeq lists its product as uncharacterized. Lineage: Eukaryota; Viridiplantae; Streptophyta; Magnoliopsida; Cucurbitales; Cucurbitaceae. The record is from RefSeq and is a predicted model, not a curated record. The transcript has 4 exons. The coding region runs from base 392 to 943 and encodes 183 amino acids. Gene Ontology annotation, cellular component: Mpp10 complex; small ribosomal subunit; small-subunit processome. Gene Ontology annotation, biological process: rRNA processing. Gene Ontology annotation, molecular function: snoRNA binding; rRNA binding; structural constituent of ribosome.